Sinocyclocheilus anshuiensis is the source of this 1288-nucleotide messenger RNA. RefSeq names its product geranylgeranyl pyrophosphate synthase-like. The annotation marks the transcript as partial. Gene Ontology annotation, molecular function: prenyltransferase activity. NCBI's taxonomy places the organism in Eukaryota, Metazoa, Chordata, Actinopteri, Cypriniformes, Cyprinidae. Gene Ontology annotation, biological process: isoprenoid biosynthetic process. The record is from RefSeq and is a predicted model, not a curated record. The transcript is spliced from 2 exons.
GAAAGCAAGUCAGAUCAAAACUCUCGCAAGCGUUUAACCACUGGCUCAACGUCCCAGAGGACAAAAUUCAGGUGAUUAUCGAGGUGACGGAGAUGCUGCACAACGCCAGUCUGCUGAUCGAUGACAUUGAAGACAGCUCCAAGCUGCGGCGCGGUUUCCCGGUGGCCCACAGCAUCUACGGCGUGCCGUCAGUCAUCAACUCUGCCAACUACGUCUACUUCCUAGGCCUGGAGAAGGUGCUGACGCUAGAGCACCCCGAGGCCGUGCACGUCUUCACCCGUCAGCUGCUGGAGCUGCACCGCGGCCAGGGUCUGGACAUCCACUGGAGGGACACCUACACCUGCCCCAGCGAGGCCGAGUACCGCGGCAUGGUGCUGCAGAAAACCGGCGGCCUCUUCGGCCUCGCCGUGGGCCUCAUGCAGCUCUUCUCCCACUGGAAACCAGAUCUGAAGCCGCUUUUGGACACUCUGGGGCUCUUCUUCCAGAUCCGGGACGACUACGCCAACCUGAACUCGACGGAGUACAGCGAAAACAAGAGCUUCUGCGAGGACCUGACGGAGGGCAAGUUCUCCUUCCCCACCAUUCACGCCAUCUGGUCGCGUCCCGAGAGCACGCAGGUGCAGAACAUCCUCCGGCAGCGCACGGAGAACGUGGAUAUCAAACGCUACUGCGUGGACUAUCUGGAGAAGGUGGGCUCGUUUGCUUACACCCGUCACACGCUGCUGGAUCUGGAAGCCGAAGCCUAUCGGUUGAUCGCUGAGCUCGGAGGGAAUCCCGAACUGGAGGCUUUGGUGCAGCAUCUGAGUCGCAUGUAUAAAGAGCCCGAGGGCGGAGCUUCAGCCGACCAAUCGAAAGAGCCCGGGGGCGGAGCUGCAGCCAGCCACUCGAAAGAGAUUGGGGGCGGAGCUGCAGCCGGCCAAUCGAAAGAGCUCCGAGGCGGAGCUGCAGGCGGCCAAUCAAAACAAUUUGACUUUGCACUGUGAUGUGAAUAAACUGUACUGUUAUUUUGACUCCACAGCAGUUGCCUGGAGUCCAAAGUCUGUCGUUUUUGUCUCGUUCACAUUUCAAGGCGUUGUAGCUGACAUAUGACGUGUAACAGGAACUUGACUGGCCUCUUAGUCUGCAAUAUUUGGUCAAUAUUUAUGUACUGUAAUCGGUGGACUGAUGCUGCUUGUUUAAUUAUAAAUGAUAACCGUAAACAAACAGUCAGAUAAAACAAACAGUUAAUGUUUAAACCAUUUCACCACAAAAUCAAAGCAAAUACAUUAUUUUAUAAUUAAGACAAUUU